Aureobasidium pullulans EXF-150 is the source of this 1071-nucleotide messenger RNA. RefSeq names its product DUF1749-domain-containing protein. Lineage: Eukaryota; Fungi; Ascomycota; Dothideomycetes; Dothideales; Saccotheciaceae. The record is from RefSeq and is a predicted model, not a curated record. The transcript has 2 exons. The coding region runs from base 1 to 1071 and encodes 356 amino acids.
AUGAUGAGCAAAUACUCGCAAUUCUGGCCCAAGGGUGGUAUGCAGGGCAUCCUGCACCACUUCACAGAAACAUUGACCACUUUUGAAUACACGGCAAGCGCUGCCCGCAAGCCUCACAGUAUCCUGUUCGUAGGAGGCCUCGGCGAUGGUAUGGGAACGACGUCCUACACAGCCGAUCUGGUUCACGCCCUAUCACAAACAGAGUGGUCGCUCUUCUCGCUCACCCUCACAUCCUCAUACCAAUCGUGGGGCCUCGGACACCUUGACAGAGAUACGGAUGAGCUUGCACAAGCAAUAAGAUACAUCAAGGAUUACAAGACGUCAAAGUUCGGCGAUGACGGCAAGAUUGUGCUCAUGGGACACUCUACCGGCAGUCAGAUGGUGCUGCACUAUCUGUCGCGGUCAAACCCCCACACCACCAACCCCUCGUUCGACUCCGAUCUCAAGCAUUUGAAGCGAUUGGCGCUGGACGGAGCCAUCAUGCAGGCUCCUAUCAGCGACAGAGAGUGCAUCAAACUCGUCUGCCAGCAUGGCUUCCGCGGUAACACCCCCGACCAAUGCCAGGCCUACUACGAGCAGUUGGAGAAGAUGGCAAAAGAGUUUGCGAGCAAGGAAGACCAAACUUUCGAUGCGCUACUUCCUAUCCACUUGACAUAUCAGAUUGGCUACCCUGCCAACACACCGCUAUCUGCACGCCGUUUCUUGAGUCUCGUGAGCCCGGAAAGUCCUCACAACCCUUCAGAAGACGAUGUCUUCAGUUCAGAUCUCAGCGAUGAGCAACUGGCCAAGUCUUUCGGCAUGAUUCAAAAGCAAGGAUUGUUGAAGAACAAGAUGGCUGCCUUCUACUCGGGUGCAGACCAAGCAGUGCCCGAGUGGGUGGACAAGGCAGGUCUGAUGAAGAGAUGGGCAAAGGCAGCCAACGCUGGUGGAGACAAGGAGAUUUGGGAUGAGGAGCACACUGCUGUUGUACCCAAUGCUUCGCAUGCCUUGAGUAACGACGAUCAAGGCCCGGCUAGAAAGUUUCUGGUUGAGAAGGUGCUUGGAUACCUGAACAAGUCUACAGGUGCAUAG